This is a messenger RNA of Chlorocebus sabaeus (green monkey), 372 nucleotides long. Its product is annotated as large ribosomal subunit protein eL31-like. NCBI's taxonomy places the organism in Eukaryota, Metazoa, Chordata, Mammalia, Primates, Cercopithecidae. Gene Ontology annotation, molecular function: structural constituent of ribosome. Gene Ontology annotation, cellular component: ribosome; cytosolic large ribosomal subunit. The record is from RefSeq and is a predicted model, not a curated record. Gene Ontology annotation, biological process: cytoplasmic translation.
AUGGCUCCCACAAAGAAGGGUGGAGAGAAUAAAAAGGGCCUUUCUCCCAUCAACAAGGUGGUGACCCGAGAAUACACCAUCAACAUUCACAAGUGCAUCCAUGGAGUGGGCUUCAAGAAGAGUGGUCCUCGGGCACUCAAAGCGAUUCAGAAAUUUGCCACGAAAGAGAUGGGAACUCCAGAUGUGUGCAUUGAUACCAGGCUCAACACAGCUGUCUGGGCCAAAGAAAGAAAGAAAGUCCCCAAUCGAAUCUGUGUGUGGUUGUCCAGAAAAGGUAAUGAGGAUGAAGAUUCACCACAUAAGCUCUAUACUUUUGUUACUUGUAUACUUGUUAACCACUUUCAAAGAUCUACAGACAGUCCAUGUGGAUGA